UCUGUAGAGACUGAGCUGCACCGCUCUGCACAGGAUAGCACAGGAUCUGCGCACAUGAGGUGUCAUUGCUCCUAGGGAUCUGUGCAAAACUGCCUCUAGCUUCUGGAUUUGGGGGUCUGCACCUACAAACAGCAGAGGGGGAUUGACACUCCUUGUGGGAGCGCACAUGGAUUGUAACUGCAGUGGAUUGUAAUGUGUAUUUGAUGUUCAGGAUCUGGGGAUCUCCUGCUGAGAGAUGGGGAAACUUUAUUCCAAACACGCUGCAGUUUGCAAACCCAGAGAGAGCCCUGAAGGUGACAGCUUUGCAGUAAAUGCCUGUUUGGCUCGGAAAGGCUUUGAGGACUGGAUAGCCAAGCAGAAGUCCUCAACUGCCCCCAAUCACAAAACUGGUUGCAAAAGGGACCCGUCAGGCGAUAUUUGUAAACAUAUCGGAGAUGAACAUUUUCGUCUGGAAGUUGCUCUCCCUGCUGAGAAAAGUGAGGGCUUCUUCACCUUUGAGGACAAGAAACCAGGGGAUAAAGACACAGACGGGCGUGCCAAGAAACAGCUGAAAUUUGAAGAACUUCAGUGCGAUGUUUCGGUGGAAGAAGAUAACCGUCAAGAAUGGACAUUCACGUUAUAUGAUUUUGAUAACAGUGGAAGAGUCACACGAGAGGACAUUACAAGUUUGCUGCAUACAAUAUAUGAAGUAUUUGAUGCAUCAGUCAAUCAUUCUUCUAGCUCCAGUAAAACACUUAGGGUCAAGCUAUCUGUGGCCCCAGAUGCCACGCUGAAGAAGAGGACAAUGUUACUUAAGCAUGCAGAGAUGCAGAGUGGGAGACACCGGAGCGAGAGUAAGGUCAACGACGAUUUGCGGAACUCUGAAAAGAAACGGGGAUCGUCAAGACAUAACCCAGCUGAAAAUGAAACAGAACAGACAGAAUGUCUCCGGCAAUGCGUAGAUGAGAACAUUGAACGGAGAAACCACUACUUGGAUCUUGCAGGAAUAGAAAACUACACAUCAAGGUUUGGACCAGGUUCUCCUGCCACAGUUGAAAAACCAGAUUCACAGACAAGAGUUUCUAAUCAGAUGAGAUCUCGUUCCCAUGAACCGGAAUCUCUCCAUCUUCACCAGAGGAGGUCACAGGCUUUAGAUCCUGGACAUUACAAUAUACUAGACCCUUCUCAUCCAAAGAUGGUAGAACUUCAGCAAAGGCAACGAGGUCAGGAAUCCAACAGACAUUCUGUAAGAAGUCCCAAGGCUGCAAAUAAGAAUGGAAACACCUCGGUCACUCAACCAGGAAGGACAACGAGAAGCAAACCCAACCAUGCUGUAUCAAUUCCUUUGACUUUGCCAACUGCACUUAUGGGCCAGAGCUACCCCUACCACCCUUUACCUCCUCAGCAACCUCAUAGGAAGAGCAAGCAAAAAGUCAAGGAAGGCCAUCAGAUGUGCAAGGCCUUCCAGUCUCCUGCUAACGUAGUGGAAAAAGAGCAUGUGAGGGAUUUGCCAAGCAUGGUACUGUAUGAAGGCCAAAGUGGACAAUUGACACAAAGACAUGAACAUCAUCACCACCACGAGCAUCACCACCACUAUCACCAUUUCUACCAAACAUAAACAAGGACCACCUAUUUCAAGCCUUUGAGAGCAGUCCAUAAUCUGGAAGUCCAUUUUGAGAAGGAAGUUAUUUGUCAGUAAUAAAUCAAAUUGAUUGAAUAUUACACUUAUUGACAUUAUGUGGAACAGCAGAGUGGAUCCAAACAUCAUUUUUGCUUACAAUUAAAAAGAUAUGGAACUUCAAUGUAAAAAUCACCAAGCACUUCAUUUAUGAUGGAACUAUGGAUGGAGUGGUGUAUAUACAUCUAACAGACUUAUUGCACACAAGCCUUUAACAGAAAAAUAACCUGAACAGUUUUUCCUACACCAGAUAAACGAAAUACUAACAAAAAGAACCCACAAACAGCACACUACCUCUAGUAUUGUUCUUACUUUAUGUUCAUUCUAAAGAUGGGAGUAGGCUCAGCAUAUUGGUCUAUACAUAAAUGUAUGUAAUAUUAUAUAUAUAUAUAUAUAUAUAUAUUAUAUAUAAUUAUUGUUGGCUUGGGUGUGCCUAAUUCCUAUCUUUAUGAACACAAGAAGAAAAUGCCAACGUAAUAUAUACUUUGCUUAACUACUUCUAUCUUCCACUUCGGUAUUAUUUAUAUGUGAGGUAUUUUAAGUUGUCAUUUUUAUCACAUGGAGACUAUUGAGAGUGGAAAGCGAUCUUCCCAUUGAUACAAAACUAUGUGUAAUAGGGCAGGUCUGUACCACAGCCUUUCAUUGUUAGAGGUGCCUUAUACAACCUUAAGGCUUAUUUAAUGCAGGAGCGGUAAAGAAGAUCUAGAGUAGUUAGAUAGACAGUCAUUAGGACAACCCCAUAUGGUCGAUAUGCAUUAGGGUCAAAAGGUCAACAUGGAAAAGGUCGGCACACGUUUUUUAGAGGGGGUUUUUUGUGUCAUUUUGUAUGUUUAAUCACCUGUGACCACAGUCAGUGUAAAUAUGUGUCAUGGCUAGCUUGCUCCUCUCGCCACGCUUCGGGCACGCUGGUUUGCUCCACUACAGCUGUACUUGCCACAGGUUACUCUAUGUGAAUGGUAAAUCAAGCAAAAGUUGAAACAUUUAAAACUUGCCCAAAUAAUUUGUGUUGGCAAUAUCGGUGUUGAACAUGGUCAGGUCAACCCUUCCUAACCUGUCAACCUUUUGUACCUGUCGACCUUAAGCACUGCCUACCUUUUGACCAUGUCGACCAUAUGGUGUCGACCUAUUGACUGUCUAGACACUAUCUAUACAUUGGAACCCAUUUAAUACAAUUAGCUGACAUAGCAAUCAGUGAGAUAUUAGAACAUUGUAGUCUAAUCAUCCACUGCCUUGUUGGCAGCUUUGAAUUACAGUACAUGUUUGUACUGUUUUGUUCAAGGUUUUAUCAGACAGGUAAUUAAAUGAGGUACACUACGCAGUAUGCACAGCUUACCAGACCUCCCCAUGCUUUAUAUAUGGGUUACAGUCUCCAAGUUCAUGGACAUCACUUUAACCCCUGAACUAGAGCACAGCUUUCUCCUGAUCUAGAUCUUCUUUUUUUUUUUUUUUUGUACUUUAAAAGUUGGCAAGUAUAUAGUAUAAAUAUAUAUAUAAAUAUAUUAUCUGUACACUCAGGUACAUUAUUUUGCGGUAAAACAAAUCUGUGGUUUGGGUAUUUGUAGCAUUCUGUUCUUUUUUUAAUUAUUAUAAUUAUUUUAUUUCAGAGUUUUUAUGUAUUAUAACAGAAUAUUGUGUUUAAAAGCCUUGUUUUUCCUAGUAAAAUUCCCAUUUUUUUAAAGAAAGAAAAUGAAUUGUGAAUGAGUGUAUUUAAUUUUUUUUUUCCAUUUGUUUUUAUGUUUAACAUAAUAAAAAUAUACCAGAUAUUUGGGUUGUCCUUUAUAGGUUAUUGUCUCCCAUACAGAAAAGACUGGACCAAUAUUAGUGAGAAUGACGCACUUUCUCGCUUUAUUUUGGGGGAAUUUCUACCAGCACCUGUCCUACCACUGCUUUUCAUUGCAUCACCUGCCUCUUAUCUGGCCUCAUACGGGCCUAACGUUCUUAAUGGAUGUACAAUCUGCUGACUCUUCAGAUUCCUUGCCUGGAUUUAUCUUUCCUAACUUUCCAUUUAAUUCUGUAAUUUCUCUGUAAAAUGAUGAAAUACAUUCC
Messenger RNA from Pseudophryne corroboree (corroboree frog), 3703 nucleotides. RefSeq names its product NKD inhibitor of WNT signaling pathway 1 (gene NKD1). The transcript is spliced from 10 exons. Gene Ontology annotation, cellular component: cytoplasm. Gene Ontology annotation, molecular function: calcium ion binding. The record is from RefSeq and is a predicted model, not a curated record. Gene Ontology annotation, biological process: negative regulation of Wnt signaling pathway. NCBI's taxonomy places the organism in Eukaryota, Metazoa, Chordata, Amphibia, Anura, Myobatrachidae. The coding region runs from base 236 to 1597 and encodes 453 amino acids.